AUGGCUACACCUCCGGCACACGUACCCACUGCAGCUUCGGUAGCCUCAAUGGAAUUGGCAGCUAUCACCCUCACAUCCAAAAUACUGGACUUCUGGACGGACCAGCCCAGGAUUUUGUUCAUCAGGACGGAGGCAAUGCUGGCGCCACAAAAAUUAUCAGAUGAUGCCAGGUAUGACAUAGUUGUAUCUAAAUUGAGCAAGGAUGCCAUACAACAAGUCACUGAUUUGCUAAUAGAACCACCAGCUGUAAAGAAAUUUGAAACCCUAAAGGCGCGGUUAUUACUAUUUACGAGGAGUCUAAAAACCAAACAGCUGCAAAAGCUAAUUAGCGAAAUGGAGCUGGGAGACCAAAAACCAUCCCAACUUUUACGGCGCAUGAGGGAGUUGGCCAAGGACAAAAUACCGAAUGAUACGUUGCGGAUCCUAUGGCAAGGUCAUUUGCCCAGUGCAGUACGCGCGGUAUUGGCCGUCUCUGAAACGAAAGAGCUGGAACACCUAUCAACGAUUGCGGACAACGUGUUCAUGUAA
Pararge aegeria (speckled wood butterfly) is the source of this 528-nucleotide messenger RNA. RefSeq lists its product as uncharacterized. Lineage: Eukaryota; Metazoa; Arthropoda; Insecta; Lepidoptera; Nymphalidae. The record is from RefSeq and is a predicted model, not a curated record. The transcript has a single exon. Bases 1 to 528 code for a protein of 175 amino acids.